AAGAAGAGAAAAACUGUGUAUCCGAAUUCCGAAGAACAGCAGCGGUCCGGCGCAGACCCGGCCUUGCUCGUCACUUGGUCAGUCAGUUCCGCAAACCGCUCUCCCUCCCUGCGAAAAUGGUAUUAUAAACCCUUCGUCCCAAGAUUUAGGGAAAACCAACUGGCGAAAGCUGCAUCCUUUCCGAUCUCGGAUCGAUUUCCAUCGGCUGAAUCCCACGCCGACGUACGGCAUUCACGCCGCUUGGGAUUCACAUACAUGGUGCCGUGCGUCCUGGAUGAGGAAGGGAUCUGCGCGUUAGGGGAACAGCCGGACGAAGAAGGCAGGAAGCAAGAAAUGGAAUUUGCACUUCUGAAGGAAGUUCAGCGAUCUGAGCCUAAUGGAAUCGGUGGCUACACCCACUCAACAGGUUCAUAUCCGCAAAUCAGACAAUGUGCAUUCAGCCCGGAUGAGCAACUACGCUCCUUGACCACAGUGCUGCCUCCUUUAGCGUCUCAAGAACUCCCAUCUCCUUACUGGGAGCCUCAGUUUCAGUCAAGCGAUAGUUAUCAGGGAAUCCAAGCUCAGCGUCGUCCGGUUGAUCAGACUGGAGCAUUGCAGAAUCCACUUCCUGAAUCCAUUUACUUCAAGGAAGUCAAGGAACAGUUGCAGUCUUUGACCCUUACAAAUGAUGAUGGCGCAAGGAGUUCUCUAAAUUCUGGCCCAAAUGUCGUCAGGUAUCCUCAAAGUAGCUCCAAGUCGAGGUCCAGGCUUUGUCAUUUCCAUUUCUUCAGGGGUUACUGCAAGAAAGGUGCUAACUGUCAGUUCUUCCACGGUCGUGCCUCUGAGGUGCAUACUGCGAGGCAAGCUGAACCCUUUGUGUCACUGAAGAAGCUGGAUAUGGAGAUCAGAGAACUCCUGACUGGAAUACCACCACCGGUCCCAGUUGAUCUCUUGCCAUCGAUGUACUUUGAGAUGUAUGGGGGCCCCCUGCGGCCUGAUGGAUGGCUCACCGAGAGCCAGCGGCAUGAGAGGGCUGGUUGCAGGCUUACAAGUCUGCUCUCGCAGCUUAACACCAUCAGGGUAAUCGAGAGAGAACAUGGACAGUAUUAUGUAGUCCUUGUGGAAGAUGUUCCGAAGUACAUGGAUUGCCUGGGCUUUUGUCCCAGUUGCAAUUUGAUGGACACCGGCACUGGGUCUAAUCAGAUCUACAUGACCUUCCCUGUUCACAGCAAAUUCACAGAAGAUGACGUCGAGAAUUACUUCAAGCGGUAUGGGCCUGUAUCUGGUGUGCGAAUUCCCUAUCAGGAGAAGCGCAUGUUUGGUUUUGUGAGCUUCCUAUACACCGAAACAGUGAGGCUUAUCUUAUCAAAGGGGACAGCUCACUUCAUCUGUGGAUCACGAGUACUUGUCAAGCGCUACAUGGAAAAGCCUGAACUAAGAAAACUUUCUCGGAAAAAUAAGCACAUUGACUAUCGUGAACACAGGAUCUCAGGUUGCAAUGUCACUAAUGAGCAUAAUAUAGGUUUCACCAUGAGAAAAUUAUCACACAAGCCGGAUUGUUUGGAUGAAACUUCAGCAUAUAAAGAUAGUGAUGAGGUCAGUCUUCCAGAUAGCCUUGGUCUUUACUGAGCUUUACUGAAGAGUUAUUAUUUACUUGCAUAGAUUAUAUAUAUGUACCACAGGACACAGUUGCAUUUAGGUCAACAAAAGGGUGCUUUCGGUAAUAUGGACCGGAAGCAUUCUUUAGUAGGUUGGUUUUUGGGUCAUUCAGAAGUUAGGAUCAUAAGCAUGGUCAGAUAGGCAGCUCAUUUUCUAUAGGAUGGGGUUAUCUUGCAGUCAACAGUAAAGCCGGAACACCUUGGUGUGUACAUGACAUAAGCGUAGCCAUGAAAUCCAGUCCCCCCCCCCUUUUUUUGUCAGGUUGCUUAGUACUUAGACAUGUAAUACUCCCACAUGAUUUUCUUAUAAGUUAACCUGUGGAACUUUCAAUUUAUUUUACUUGUGAUGCGUCGUUGUG
Molecule: messenger RNA, 1996 nt
Organism: Oryza brachyantha (malo sina)
Lineage: Eukaryota; Viridiplantae; Streptophyta; Magnoliopsida; Poales; Poaceae
Product: putative zinc finger CCCH domain-containing protein 51
Exons: 7
Coding region: 256-1608 (450 amino acids)
Molecular function (GO): metal ion binding; RNA binding
Source: RefSeq, a predicted model, not a curated record